Molecule: messenger RNA, 769 nt
Organism: Erigeron canadensis
Lineage: Eukaryota; Viridiplantae; Streptophyta; Magnoliopsida; Asterales; Asteraceae
Product: 50S ribosomal protein L34, chloroplastic
Exons: 2
Coding region: 130-600 (156 amino acids)
Biological process (GO): translation
Cellular component (GO): ribosome; mitochondrial large ribosomal subunit
Molecular function (GO): structural constituent of ribosome
Source: RefSeq, a predicted model, not a curated record
GUUGAAGUUACCAAUUUAGCCCUAUCUCCUGAAAGAACCCGAUAAGGCUAUCAUCAUAUUUCUGUCAAAGAGGAUAACAGAAUAAACAACAGAGCAAAAACCAAGAAAGAAAUCUUGAAUCUUGAAGACAUGGCGAUGUCUUGUGUAUCAUCCGUUUGUACAACAUUUGGAGCACAGAGUACAAGAGCUUCACUCCCUUUCAUCAAUGCUUCAAGAAGCUCAGUUUCCCUAAAACCAGUUGCAGCUCUUGCUUCAAAUGCAUCAUCAUCUGGGAUUCUUCACUGUUCAUUUGUAUCUUCUUCGCUUUCUUUUUCAUCUUCAUCUUCAUCUGCAUUUGCAGGUUCAUCUUUGGGAUUGGAUUUUAGCUCUGGGAGUGGGACAGAACCACAAAAACGGCGUAGUUUGGUGGUGAGGGCUGGGAAAAAGUUUCAACUUGCUCAAACAAAGAGGAACAGGUCCCGAAAAUCUUUAGCCCGGACUCAUGGUUUUCGUUUAAGAAUGAGGACUACAAGUGGAAGAGCUUUGUUGAAGCGCAGAAGAGCCAAGGGGAGAUGGAUACUCUGCACUAAAUCUAACCCUAGUAGCGGAAAACGUGCUUAAGUGAGUGAGUUGCUACUUCAGGUCACCCUUGCAGACCUUUGUUAAUGACAUUUUGCUUCAUUUGUGUAAUUGUAUUAAUUUCAAGUUAGUUCAGCUACUCAAACAUUCUCUUUUGUCACUAUUUCUUAAGCAAUAUAUCCCAAUAUCUGUGAAAUUUAUUAGUUUUGAA